CCGGAAAGAGACCGGACGUGACUUUCUUCCUUGUGUGAGACGUUAGCAGCGACAAGUCGUCUUCUCGUCACCCGCUCGUCUGAUCUUUGUCAAAAAGAGCCGCCGCAAGACAUGCGCGCUUCUUCGACGACCAGAGGAGUCCACAGCAGGAUAGCAGCGUCGCUGCGCCCGCUAUCGUCCUCGUCGCCAUCCUCGUCAUGUCUUCGUCCGCCGCCGGCCUCAGCUGCUCCGGUCUGGCCCUCGGGGAGACGAGGCUUCCGCCCGGCUGUCUGCGCUCGAGAGCCGCUGCUCAGAGUGAAGCCCGAUCGGAUGCACGAUUCGCUCCACCACACCUGCCAGUGGGGUGCCACGGCUCCCUUCGGCGCUGGGCCACUCGAGACGGGCAUGCGCAGGCUCUCGCUCGACGACAACGACGCAAAGGCGAGGCAGUGGUUUGUCGACGAGACGAGAGCCUUGGGCUGCACAGAGCACAUCGUCGACGAGCUCGGUAACACGUUUGCAAUCAGACCCGGACGACACAGCGGCCCGCCUACCGCCAUGGGCAGUCACCUCGACACCCAGCCCGGGCCUGGUGGUCGGUAUGAUGGCAUCCUGGGUGUCCAUGCCGGCGUAGAGGCGCUCAGGGUCAUGAAGGAGAACAACGUCGAAACACACUACCCCGUAUGCGUCGUCAACUGGACAAACGAAGAGGGCGCUCGCUUCCCCUACUCGGUCAUGGCUUCCUCCGUCUGGGCUGGCCUGCUGGGCAAGGAAGAGGCGUGGGCGAUCAGAGAGGUGCCCAGCCUGGCGACAGAUCCCUCGUCGCCAAAGACGGUCAAGCAGGAGCUCAAACGGAUCGGCUGGCUGGGUCCGGCAAAGUGCGACUACAGAGAGGUGCCCCUGGGCGCCCAUUUUGAGUUGCACAUCGAGCAAGGCCCAGUGCUGGAGCGAGAGGGGAAAAAGAUUGGCGUCGUGCUUGGCGGCCAGGCCUACCGGUGGUUCACCCUCGAGAUUGGCGGGCAGGAGGCGCACACGGGUGCAACGCCCUAUGCGAAUCGUGCCGAUGCGCUGCAGGCAGCGGCACGGAUCAUUGUCAUGUCCAAGGCCAAGGCUGGCGAGCAUCAGGGUCUGUGUUCCACCGGCGUCCUCUCGCUGCAGCCAGGCUCGACCAACACGAUUCCGGGAAAAGUCGUCAUGUCGCUCGACAUCCGACACCAGGAUGAGGCAGUGGUGGGAGCAAUCGAGGAGGCGAUCCGCAACGAGGCAGAUGCCAUUGCCGAGAGCGAAGGAGGUUGUACUCUGUCGUGGAGGCUCGACUCGGACAGCAAGGCGCCCAAGUUCGACGCUGCAUGCAUCCAAGCCGUCAAGGACAGCGCCACCGAGGCCGUGGGCCGAGACAAGUGGAUGGAGCUGCGGAGCGGGGCCGGCCACGACACCUUUGCAGCGUCGACUCGCUGCCCCGCGACGAUGAUCUUUGUGCCAUCCAAGGGCGGCAUCUCUCACAACGAGAAGGAGUAUACCAGCAAAGAGGACUGCGCAAUAGGGGCUCAGGUCCUCUUGGGUGCUGUGCUUCGGUACGAUGCUCAUCGAGCGGGCGCUGGUUCUUUUAGCGGGUCUGGCAGACCAUCGACAAAGGGCAGUGCAAGGCAGAUGCACACUUGGGCCAGCAUCGGCAGACGAGCUUUCUCCACCUCGGCCGCGUCUCGACUCCAAGGAAGAGAAGGAACAGGCCAACAAGGACCGUCAGCCAACGGUGGUGACGCUGCUCCGCCAAAGCAGAAGGACACGCGACCGUUUGCAAAGAGGUACCCUCCCGUGCUGAAGCAGCCCGAAGCCAAAGUGUUUGAUCAGCCCGCUGUGGCCAAUCCGCUGGAGACGGCCGAAGCCCACAUCCGCUUUCGGAAGCAGUCGAAGAUCGGCCUCGGCAUUGCACUCGGCCUUGCUGUCGUCGGUGGCAUCGCAUACCUGAGCAUCGGCGUCGCGCAUGCCGAGGAGCUGCCGCUGGUUGGCCGCGAGGCUGAGCAGAGGAAGCUCCUGGAGGCGAAACCCUUCAACGUCAAGGGUCUCGAGCUGGCCCAUGAAGAGAUGGAGAAGCGCAUCAACGAGGCGCAAAAGGGCCAGGGCAACGGAAGCUAUGCUGUACUGGCAGUCAAGCGGUCGACAACUAUCGCAAAGGCCGUGGCGCUGUGCGUGUGGGACUAUCGCAAGACGCUUAACCAAAAGUACGCCGAUUCCAAAGAAGAGCAGGAGGCGUUGAGGCAGUGCCACCUCCGAUCCGCCCACCGUGUUCUCAAGGCGCUACAGGAAAAUGGCGGGCUGUACAUCAAGUUGGGCCAGCACAUUUCCAGUGUCAUCCUGCUUCCAGAAGAGUGGACCAACACGAUGAAGCCUCUGCAGGACCAGAACACGCCGACGCCACUGCCUGAGCUUGAAGCCAUGUUCCGGUCGGAGACGGGCUGGACGUUCGCAGAAGCGUUCAGCGAGAUUGACGCCAAGCCCAUCGGCGUGGCGAGCUUAGCGCAGGUGCACCGAGCCAUCGAUCGAAAGACGGGCCAGGCACUCGCUGUCAAGCUCAUGCAUCCAGAGGUGGAGCGAUUUAGCCACGUCGAUAUGCAGACGGUCAACGUGCUCGUCAAGUGGGUCAAGAAAGUGUUCCCACAAUUUGAAUUCACUUGGCUCGCCGAAGAGAUGAAUGACAACAUGCCGCUGGAGAUGGACUUCCGACACGAGGCGCAGAAUGCACAGAGGGCCGACAAGGACUUUGCCCACUACCGUAAGACCUCCGUCUACAUUCCCAAGGUGCCCUGGGUCUUCAAGCGAGCCAUGGCCAUGGAAUUCAUCGACGGGCGCCGGCCAGACGACCUGGCAUACCUUGCCGAGCACGACAUUGACCGCAACCGCGUGAGCCAGGAGUUGAGCCGUGUCUUUGCUCAGAUGCUCUAUCUGCACGGCUUCUUCCAUGCGGACCCGCACGGCGGCAACGUCUUGAUCCGACCAUCGAAGGACCACAAGGGCAGUCGGUCGCCUUACAACUUCGAAGUCGUCCUUCUCGACCACGGCCUCUACUUUGACAUUGACCAGGAGCUUCGGACAAACUAUGCGCGGUUCUGGCUGUCGCUCAUGUCGAGAUCGACGCCGAAAGUGUCGGCAGAGAGGCGCAAGUACGCCAAGCUGGUCGCCAACAUCGAUGAUGACCUCUACCCGAUCCUCGAGAGCGCUAUUACUGGAAGGUCCGGCCUCGAGGGAAGCGACCCAGCGAACCCGAAUGGCGUGCAGGGAAAAGCGAGGGCGAGCAGCAUCCUCGACAUGGAGACGGGCUCGGAGAUGUCAGACGAUGAGCAAAAUCACAUUCGAAAGACGGUCAUGGAGAAGGAGGGUCUCUUUCUCUCGAUUCUCGACCUGCUGAGGCGGGUUCCGAGACGCAUGUUGAUGGUGCUCAAGCUCAACGAUCUUUCGAGAUCGCUCGAUGCCAGUCUGCACACCACCCACGGCCCUACGCGGCCAUUCAUCAUCCUCGCUCGAUACUGCGCCUUGGCCGUGUGGAACGACGACCAACAGCGCCUGUCUCGACGAUGGAAGGAUGCGAGAUGGACCGAGACAUUCAGCGUCCUGGGCGACUAUGUUGCCUCUUUCUACCGCUACCUCUGGUUCUACCGCGGCCUUUCCUUCUUUGAGGCGGUCAGUGACGUACGGGCGCGUGCUCGAAAGAUCUUUAGCUUUAGCCGCGCCUUUGCGGGUGCAAUGAGCCUCGCCGAGGCGAGGAGGGCAAGCUCAGGUCUUGGUGAGCAGGCGGUGAGGAAGAUGAAAGAAGACGAGGACCAGAGGAGGGCUCGAGAGGAAGUGGAGCGAGAUGAGCAGGAGUGAUUGAUCCCCCUUUAAUGCGCCAUGGCACAAACAUACACACCCACUCUUGCCCGCUAAUCUUCAUCACUCAAAUGAUACAAUAUAGAUUUCCCACAGAGGAU
Molecule: messenger RNA, 3944 nt
Organism: Acaromyces ingoldii
Lineage: Eukaryota; Fungi; Basidiomycota; Exobasidiomycetes; Exobasidiales; Cryptobasidiaceae
Product: amidase
Exons: 3
Coding region: 310-3843 (1177 amino acids)
Biological process (GO): mitochondrion organization; lipid homeostasis
Cellular component (GO): mitochondrial inner membrane
Molecular function (GO): hydrolase activity, acting on carbon-nitrogen (but not peptide) bonds, in linear amidines
Source: RefSeq, a predicted model, not a curated record